Perognathus longimembris pacificus (Pacific pocket mouse) is the source of this 2164-nucleotide messenger RNA. It is a transcript of the gene Rab39b, whose product is annotated as RAB39B, member RAS oncogene family. Gene Ontology annotation, molecular function: GTPase activity; GTP binding. Lineage: Eukaryota; Metazoa; Chordata; Mammalia; Rodentia; Heteromyidae. Bases 295 to 936 code for a protein of 213 amino acids. The transcript is spliced from 2 exons. Gene Ontology annotation, cellular component: Golgi membrane. The record is from RefSeq and is a predicted model, not a curated record. Gene Ontology annotation, biological process: Rab protein signal transduction.
GACAGUACGGUGCCCCCAGUGUCGCGUCUAAGCAGAGAAUUACAGUAACCCGGUUUUCAGUGAUGAGUCAGAGUGCGUGGUGCUGAAGCUGCUGCCAUUUCAUCACCUUUGCGAGCACAGCAUCCCUCCCUUACGGAUUCCAGCGCCUGGGCCUACCUUGCUUCCUGCUCCCAGGCCAGUGAUGCACCGUCGGCCGAGCUAGGUCAGGGCUAAGCCACGCUCUCCAAGGCCUUGGUGGGGCGCCCCCUCCCGCCGCCCCAGGCGUGGGCCAAGGAGACUUGCCUAGCUGCAGCCAUGGAAGCCAUCUGGCUGUACCAGUUCCGGCUCAUUGUCAUCGGGGAUUCCACGGUGGGCAAGUCCUGCCUGAUCCGCCGCUUCACGGAGGGCCGCUUUGCUCCGGUUUCAGACCCCACCGUAGGGGUAGAUUUUUUCUCCCGCUUGGUGGAGAUCGAGCCAGGAAAACGCAUCAAGCUCCAGAUCUGGGAUACUGCGGGUCAAGAGAGGUUCAGAUCCAUCACUCGCGCCUACUACAGGAACUCAGUAGGUGGUCUUCUCUUAUUUGACAUUACCAACCGCAGGUCCUUCCAGAAUGUCCAUGAGUGGUUAGAAGAGACCAAAGUACAUGUUCAGCCCUACCAAAUUGUAUUUGUUCUGGUGGGUCACAAGUGUGACCUGGAUACACAGAGGCAAGUGACUCGCCACGAAGCCGAGAAACUGGCAGCUGCAUAUGGCAUGAAGUACAUUGAGACGUCAGCCCGAGAUGCCAUUAAUGUGGAGAAAGCCUUCACAGAUCUGACAAGAGACAUAUAUGAGCUGGUUAAAAGGGGGGAGAUUACAAUCCAGGAGGGUUGGGAAGGUGUGAAGAGUGGAUUUGUACCAAAUGUGGUUCACUCUUCAGAAGAGGUUGUCAAAUCAGAGAGGAGAUGUUUGUGCUAGUCAGCCCUUUUAUUUUAAAAACAUGCUCUCCCAUUUAAACUUAAAAGUUAUCAAAAUAAAUAGAAUCCUUAUGUGACUGAAGAUAACUCAACCUUUGGAUACCAAGUGAGUCUCCUUCCUGGGGUGGGGGUGGGGGGCUGGCUCUGACAGGCUCAAGUGCAGGUGGAUGGGGGAGACUGGUGGGUACUGUAACUGGGGGACUGAAUUGCUGGCAUGAGCUGGGCCAGACACUGUUUUGUGGCCCAGGCUUGGCAGUGGCUGCUACAUGUGCCAUUUGUGGACUACAUGUCAAGGGUCUGGAGUUUGAGAGGCUAGGUUCCAGGAAAACAUACCUACAGACAGAACAAUUGGUCCCUGGUAUUUCAGAUCACUCACAGGUCAUGAACAUAGAGAAAUGUAUAAAGGGGGAUAAGUACCAUAUUGGGAAAACUACCAUAACUAAAAAGAAUAUGAGUUGAACAUAUUUAAUGAUAAUAUCCUAAGUUAAAAGUUUGGCUUCCGACAGUUCACCUGUAAACAAGGGGCAUGAUCAGAUAUUUGCUAAAGCCCUUUGAGGUCUGGCAUUCUAGUCAAAAUGAUCUGAAUGUGAAAGGGGGAGGCCAUUCACACACUGUUAUCACAUUUGAAAAAGUAUACAUUGUUAUGACAGAGCUACCAGCUGCAAGAAAGAAAUUAUCUCAUGCAAAUUACCAUAUAAAUAGAAGAAAGCAACAGUGUAACCCGAAUGCCACACCCUUUCCCCAUCUGAAGAUUCCUGGGGUUUCUCCACAAUCUGAAAGUAAGCAUCAUGCCUGCUCCUUGACAAUAACAACAUGGGGCUUGCUUCUGAAAACAGCCCUGUGAAAAACCCUUGCUCAUCUGUCCUGUAUUGGUUGGUUGCCCAACAGGAGGCACUGUCACCCUUAAAAACAUCCCACUUGCUUGCUCUACUUAUUUGAUCAGAUUUAAUAGGCCUGUGAAGUUUUUGUCUCCACUUUACAGAAUAGUAAGCUAAAAGCCAGGACACUCACUUGGCCAAGGUCAAGGAUUCCUGCCUGAUUCUGAGUUCUUGUCACUGUGUCAUCAUGCUGUCAGAUCAGUAAAUUAUUAAUUUGUUAACAUUAGAAGACACAUGCCCACAAAUAAAUGUUCUUUACAUGCUAGAAUGUUUUCCUCAUUGAUUAUAAGUCCACUAGGAUCCUGAAGGAACUUGGGGAUGAAUCAAAGGUAAAACUUAUUCAGGUAUGAC